AAAUUAUAACAACAAAAAGAUCUCACGACAUAGUAUGACCAAUCACAGAAUGUCAAAUUCCGAAGAACAUCCCUCUGCAGCAAAACGUAAAAGGGUAUUGGCUGCUGUGGCUCAGGACAUUGUUACCAGUGAUGAUGACGAUCAUGUUGCCGAUGGCACGGAUAUUUGUAAUAUAAUGGAAAAUCAUAUUCAGCAUCAAAGACAGUCGACAACAACCUCCAGCGCCUUGCAUGCACUAGGCGAAACCAUAAGAAAUACAUUAUUGGAAAUCAAUGAAAUACGUGAGCAAAAUCGUGAACGACGCCAUAAGGAAUUGCUACAAGUUCUUACAAAAAUGACACAACAGGGAAGUCCAACUAAAAUUUCUAGUAACCCGGAUUUAUUGGAUAAGGAACAUAACACAGUGCCAAUUGCAAUGGAUAGAUCCAAUGAAAAUAAUUCUACUACCACAGACUUAAAUCAAUUGUUAAUCGCACAAAGGCCUCUAGAUAAAGUCAUGCCAGUUGAAAAAGCUCCUACAAAAUAUAUAAAGUUAUUACCUAAACCGCAAGCAACAAAUCUUAAUACACAGUCGCUGUCUAAAACUGAUGUUAUUCCCCUUAAAAAGGAUAGUACUAAGGAGGAACUACAAAAUAUGCGCGCUAAAAUGUUAGAGUUACAGCGUAAAAAAAUGGAAGAUCGUGAGCGAAAAAAACGAGAAUUUUUACAAAUGCAAAAUAUUUAAGAAUUAUUUUAUUUGUUUUAAUUAAAUAAAGCAAUCGUUUUGGUUUAGUUAAUA
Lucilia sericata (common green bottle fly) is the source of this 778-nucleotide messenger RNA. RefSeq lists its product as uncharacterized. The coding region runs from base 35 to 724 and encodes 229 amino acids. The record is from RefSeq and is a predicted model, not a curated record. The transcript is spliced from 2 exons. Lineage: Eukaryota; Metazoa; Arthropoda; Insecta; Diptera; Calliphoridae.